UAUUCCUAUAGGAUGACGCCAUGCCUGGGCGUUAAACUCCUGAUUCACAGUGAAAGUCUGUAGAACUGAAAGACYUGAAGGUACGGAACUAACARAGACACCAGCAGAGGGCGCCAUGUCUGCUGCAGACAGGAUGAAGGUGCUCCUCUUCCUGGCCUUGUUCUCUGGAGCGUCUGGAGCGUUGUUCACGCUGCUCUGCUGCGGGACGGAGUACUGGCUGCUGGCCGCCGAGUCCUGCAGCCGGACCCGAGAGGAGGGAGACAGGAAGAGGAACACCUUAAAGCCUGAGGACAGGGUGACGAUGUUCCACCAGGGUCUGUUCUGGCGCUGCUUUUUCACUGCUACCUCCUCUGAUUUCUCCAUCCUGGACUUCUGGAUCACGGGUCGGCCUGAGCCAAAGACCUGUCAGCCUGCCUUCCUCUUCCCGUUUCCUGCAUCCCACCCAGCCUGGACCGGCUUCCCCUCAGAGCCGUACCAACCUGCCUCCGCCAUCGUCUUCAGAACCUUCUGGAGCAUCUUCCUCGUCUCAGGCGUGACGGCUGUCGUCAUUGGUGGACUCCUGGUGCUAUGCGCUGCUCCUCUGACCAAUCGUAGCCUUUACAGCGCCGGUGGCGCUCUUCAGAUCUGUGGAGGCGUGUGCCUGCUGGUCGUCAUGGCGAUGUACCUGAUGUGGGUCCAGGUGCUGGAUACCCUGGAGCAGUUCGCCGCCCAUCAGCGCAGCGUCUCCGGCUGCCCGUCCUACCAGCUCAGUGUCCAGCAGGGCCCGUCCUUCCUGCUGGCGCCCGCCGCCGGCUUCCUCUGCCUGCUGGCCGGACUCCUCUUCAUCCUGGUGGGGCGCGGCGUUCAGGGGGUCCGCUCAGACCAAACCAUCCCCGGCCCSUCAGAGACCGAGCUGUGAUGAGCGUGUCCUCUUCAACAAACUCUUUGGGACAAAAAUGAAAUUAUAGCAUMAAUUAAUAACAAUUUAUGCUACAGAUAUUCAGUAAUAACACUUUUUUAAAUCAUCUUAAACCAAAAAGAGAGACAUAAAUYAAAAGAUAUAGACACUUUCGGUUUAAUUUCUAUYGUAGAAAYUUUCUUUAUUGUUUAGAGAAUACUUCUAGAAAAAGGCUCUUGUUCUUUGAAAUGAUUCAGCUUAAAUGCCUGGAAGCUCAAAGAGAAGCCUUCUGCUUUACACUUGUUGAAGUUGUUACUUCAUAUCAGUCUACAUCUGUUUAUUUGAAAUAGGCUGCUGUUUGCUUUUGAUUCUGGUUGACCGUGACACAAACACCACCAUGUUCAACACUYRGACUUCRUUUCUUUUCUCACAAAYUGACAAUUCCAGUCAAAAUGUAAUAUCAGCUUUAGUUUGCCGAACWGAAUCUAACCUGAUUUAUGAUUUGCUGUUGACGUCCAGUGGAAUAACGCAGCUGAACGUCUGAUCUGUUGUUUUUCUAUCUGUCACUCUAAUGUAGCCUGGCAACUACCUUCCUACGCAGYUCCUCUUAAUUCUCAUCKCCCUUCAGUGGUCAGUYGAGGCUUUCUCCCAUUGACCUGAAUUCCUUCGGUAGAUCUUCCUCCUGGCCAACCAGCAAACUGAAGGAGAACUUGUGAACUUCUGCGGCGCUUUAUACUUGUAGUUUCAACGGCGAGUCUAAACUACCCAGCGGAUGAAAUGAAGGAAGUUGUUCAGUCCUUUUCGACCAGAAACUUGGCAAAAGUCUUCGCGGUGGAGGAUGGUUGUUUUCAGUACACRAAUUUCCUGUAGCUUCCUUCUCGGUCAAGCUGGUACACAUGUCUCAGUCAAACAUUGAAAUCAGAUCCAAAAUUUCAACAGUCCAGCAAGCAAACGUUUCUCGGUAUUCAAAACUCCGGACUGUCUGGACGAGGCUAAGUGUAGAACCAAUGGCUGUUUUCUACCCAGCUAUCACCCCUAGCAGUUUUAAUGGAAACCUUGUCAAAUGAAUUUGUUCUUGUUCUCUUUAUUWGUGUUACAACUUGGUAAAGCUGCUACCUGGAUAAUCGGUUGUUCUCUCCAAGCUCAUGUUCCUGUGUUCGUGAUAUGGAAAUAAAUAAAAGGAAGMUGCUAAGCAGAACUAAGGAGACCUUAAAACUAUCCUGUCGCUACUCKGAUCAUCACCCAAAACCAGAAUGACUCAAAAUACCAAACGGAGAACGUCAGAAAUGGAGGUCGCAGUAGAACAGGAAGUUAAUAUAAUGUUGAUGAUGGAGCAACAAAACUAAACAGGAAAUGUUAUUUCAAGACAUUUCCUGUAAUAACUUUUGUUUUUGAAAUGMGUUCAAACAGCAAUGUUGAUAUUUCUCUUAAACUAGUCUGAUUCCUGAACAAAGGAGCCAUAAACAGUCUGUCCACCUUCAACCCAGCCUGCUAGUUGAUGAGCUCCUUCUGCUUGGUUCUCCUCUAAUCUGCUUGAUAGCCCAGAGAAAUGGU
Poecilia reticulata (guppy) is the source of this 2431-nucleotide messenger RNA. RefSeq names its product transmembrane protein 182-like. Gene Ontology annotation, cellular component: membrane. The record is from RefSeq and is a predicted model, not a curated record. NCBI's taxonomy places the organism in Eukaryota, Metazoa, Chordata, Actinopteri, Cyprinodontiformes, Poeciliidae.